Molecule: messenger RNA, 2517 nt
Organism: Pneumocystis carinii B80
Lineage: Eukaryota; Fungi; Ascomycota; Pneumocystomycetes; Pneumocystales; Pneumocystaceae
Exons: 9
Coding region: 1-2517 (838 amino acids)
Source: RefSeq, a predicted model, not a curated record
AUGUCAAUAGAUUUAUCUAAAAAUGAGAAAAAGUUCGAGUUAGAUACGAGCAAGGAGAUUCUUGAGGAGAAGAUUGAGUUGAAGAAAGAGAUUGAAUUGCGACAGAAGGAGUUAUUAACAGAACUUUUUAUAUUAUCUUCUCUUGAGAAGUAUUUUCCAGAUAUUAGUGUGGGUAUCUGUGAAAAAAUAACUUCAUCUGAUGAAUUAAAAACGUUUUUGCUUAAAAAUAGUCUUCAAAAUGGUUUAAUAUUUGAUGAAUCUACUCUUCAGAGCUAUAUUUUUUCACAAGAAGAUUUAGCUUCAUCAAAAGAAAGUGGGACACCUGAUGUUACUCAAACACCUUUUGUCGAACCUCUUCCAGAGAAUCCUGAAAAAACAGAGAUAUGUGAUUCUCCUAGUAUUUCAAAGGAUAAAGUUGUUGAAGAAGAAUUAAAACCACCUAUUCCAUAUACAUCAAUUGAGCCAUCUGUACAAAGCUCGGACUAUUUUCCUAUGCAUGUACCGAGACAUUCUCCGAGUUAUAAGCAAAAUAAAGCUAGCAACACUGAUUUAUUAUCAUGGUUAAUACAAACAUCUUCUAUGCCGAUUUAUAAGCUUAUUCAAACUUCAAAUAAAAUAAUUGUUACAAAGGAUUGGAAUACUGCAAUAAUCGAAACAAAAUUUAUAAAAGUUCUUGAACGUAUUAACAAGUUAAAAGAAAAUAAUUUAUGGAGUUUUCGACAAAUGAUAAAACAAAAAACACCAUCUAGGUUAAAAGCACAUUGGGAUUUUAUGUUAGAUGAGAUGAGAUGGUUACAGGCAGAUUUUAAAGAGGAAAGAAAAUGGAAAAUAGUUUUAGCCAAACAAAUAGCUAAUUGGAUAAUGGAUUGGCAUAGAUUAAAAACUAAAUCAGACAUUUGUUUUCAACCGAAUUUAAGUAAACCGUAUACAUCGCUUUCAAAAAAUGAAAAAUAUAAUGUAAUCGAUUGUAACGCUCCAUUUUAUUUUUCUAAAAAUGAUAUGGAUUUAUCAGAAAAUUUAGUUAAUAAGGACAAUAAGAAUAAUAAGAAUAAAAGUUUUAGUGAUACCGAAUUUGAAAUGAAAAAUGUUUCUUCUGAAAAUAUCUUUACAUUACAUUCAUCUCCUUUAUUUAUUAUAGAAAAUGCUGUUCAAUUAUUGGAAAUUCCUCCGGAUAAAAUCGUCGCUACUUUUUCAAAUAUUUUGCAUGCUUCAAAUACAGUAUUACCUGAUCUUCCUGUUUACCGGCCUCCUGUACCUGAGGAUACAUUAUAUUAUGAUCCAUUAGAUGAAAUGAAGAUUAUUCCGCUUUCAAAAUAUACGCAAUCACAUAUUAAAAUAUCUAAUUCAGACAAGUUUUUUAAAAAGAGAAAACGAGAAGCAUCUAUAGAUACUGAUGAUAUUUCUGAUAAACAAAGAAUUCUGAUUAAUGAGUUUUCUCUUUCUAAUUCUCCAUCAACUACACGAAAGAAAUCAGCAUAUCCUUCACAAUUGCGUCCUCCUAAUAUUCCAUUAAAUCCUGAAAAUCGUAAGCCAAUAUGGAAUCCAGAUGAAGAUAACCUCUUAAUGACAUAUCUUCCUAAAUAUCAGUUUAAUUGGGAAUUUGUUGCUCAAACUUUAACACCGUCAAUAAAGUGGAUUUCUCCAGCAGAAAAAAAGACUGCAUGGGACUGUUUUGAGCGAUGGGCUCAAUUAGAUCCUCAUGCUUCGAAUGUUAUUUUUGUUGGUCCUUAUGCUAAAACAGCAUAUGCAAAACUUGAACCUCUUUUGAAAAAUUCAAAAUCAAAUAAUUAUGGAGGAAUAAUGCAUUCAAAGAAAGAUGUUGCAAAGAAUCCACUAAACUGCAGAUUUAAACGACAACAUCAAUUUAAUAUGUUUGAUGCUAUAAGAAAAACUAUGAAAAAAAGAGAAGUUUCUCAAAAAUUGAAUGUAGCUCCGUCUAAAAAAGUAAAUACUUCAGUUCAUGAUACACAUGGAUUACCUCAUAAGCCUCCUAUAGUUGCACCAACACCAUUAGAUCUUUCUCGACUUAAGCAUGAGCGAGAUCAAGUUAUUACUCAGGCAUGUAUUCGACAAAGAAAUGCAGUUGUCGCCCUUGCAUUACAAAAUCAAGCUAGGUCAUCUGGAAGAUCCAGUUUUCCUGAAAUUAAUUCUGCUUCGCAACAGAUGGCUCAGAUGCAAUCUGUAAAUGCUCAAAUAAACCUACAAAAUCGCGUACAAAAUGCAUCACAUACUAUUCCUGAAAUGGUCAAUGGUUUAAGGUUUAAUCAUUCAGUUCAUCCUUCUAUACCUAGUCAAACACUAGUAAAUCCGACUGGAGCUACACCAAUUCUGAGAUUACCACCAGGUGUUCGUUUAUCACAAGAACAAAUGCAACAAUUGGUCAUUCAACGACAACAAUUAUUACAAGCACAACGUACACAAGUACAAAAUAUCCAACAAACAGCACAUUGUUCUGAUUCUGAUCAAAAUGAAAUUCCUGUUGAAUCCAGACAUCUUGCAUCUCUUAACCAACAUUGA